CAAACCAUUCGGAGAGGCCUAUGUCAAGAACGAAAAAUGCCUGAUUUGCACAAUCUCCCAGAAGGAUCGCGACCAUUGGGCGUGAUUCGUAAUAAUGGACCGGAAGCUCUUGCAGUCGAGCGCUUCAAGCUAAGAGAGCUGGCAGAAGGCUGGCCAAUGUAUAGGGACGCUUGCGAGUGGGAAAAUUUUGCGUCUAUCUUUCACCCAGGUGCUCAUGUGUACACUACUUGGUCCGGCCGGGUUAAUUAUGAGAGUUUUAUCCAGGCAUCAAAGGAGGGAAUGGAUCGUGGGACUUUUAUUAUGCAUAGAUGUCAUGGCUGCACAACCGACAUCAAUGUGGAUGCUACGCGGGCAGUGACAAAGCUCAAGGCCACCAUCACACAGAGAUGUUUGUUGGAGGGCUGUGAGGUAGACGCUGAGAGUGACUGCCGAUUCGCCUUCUUUUGGGAGAAAGUGGACGGCAAAUGGGGUGCAAGAUACGUCCGCCAUUGGUAUGAAAAGGACAAGUUAAUACCAGUCAACCCAAAUAAGAUUCCUAAAUUGGACCAGGAGGAGCUCAAAACCUAUCCUGUUGGGUACAGAUAUCUAAUCUACUGCCAGCGGCGACUCGGAGUAGUCGCCCCGGUUCUAGAUUUGCCCGGCCACAGGCGCGAUGGAUCCAAUGUGAAUGGAAAGAUGCACGACAAGUUAUACUGGCAGUGUAAGCAGUGGGUAGAAGGAGAGGAUCUUGUGAUUUAGGC
Molecule: messenger RNA, 740 nt
Organism: Penicillium subrubescens
Lineage: Eukaryota; Fungi; Ascomycota; Eurotiomycetes; Eurotiales; Aspergillaceae
Product: pea pathogenicity protein 2
Exons: 3
Coding region: 37-738 (233 amino acids)
Source: RefSeq, a predicted model, not a curated record